GGCGACGACUGCGGCGCAGCGGAGACAUUAUUUAGAAAUGUACAUACACACACACACACACGAGCGGUUGCGCGAUAGCUUCCUAUAGCGGAAGCUCUAUCCGCUUCUCUUCUCGCUGGUGUAUACUGUUAUCCGUGAAAAAAAAACCAUACGCGUGCCGUAGUCUCCGGAUACGAGUUAUUCAACGCGCGCACCUCGUGAAAUAUCGCUGUGACAUUAUGCGCAAUAUGCAAUAUUCAACGUUUAUUUCCUCCGUCGACUCGAGAGCUUCGUUAAUUAAUUACCUCGGCAGCCGCGCUCGCCUUCGUGUGUGUAUAUAUAUAUGUGUGUGUGUGUGUGUGUGUGUAUAUACAUGAAUGAAUCGUCCUUCCUCUCCGCACAGGUGAACGGUGCGCACACACACACACAUGCGCGCUUGCGGCAUUCCUGCUCUCGGCAUUUUUUUCAAGCAACAAUAUAUACGCACACAACCGAGAGAGAGAGAGAGAGAGAGAGAGAGAGAGAGAGAGAGAGAGAGAGAGAGAGAGAGAGAUAGUUGGCGCGUGUGCGCAUGCAGUCUCUCGCAGGUAAAUUUGUAGGCCUCCUCUCUCGCAGCAGCAUCUACAGAUCGCUUUUCCCCCACUACACCAGCAGCAGCAUCAGCAUAUAGCAUUACUGUACACCUCGUGAAAGAGAGAGAAGACGGCGAGGAGCUGCUGCGUGUUGUUUGUAGGUGAAAAGGAGGCGAGAGAGUGAGUUGUGCCGAGAGAGAGAGAGAGAGCGCAGGAGGGGGUAGAGUGUGUAAGCCUGGUGGGGGUAUAUAGUGUAUACACCGAAAGGGACGGCUACAGUUCUGUGUGAGUGGAGAGAGAGAGAGAGAGAGAGAGAGAGAGAGAGAGAGAGAGAGAGAGAGAGAGAGAGAGAGAGAGAGAGAGAGAGAGCGGUAGUGGGGGCAGCCAUUCAUAGUUUGCUCCGGUCCGUAGCUCUGGAGCUCCGAGUCGGCAGUCGUCAGCGUGCUAUCUGCUGCCCACGUUGUCUUGCGCCUGCCGCUCCCCUAAGAGUCGGACAACACCGCCACCGCCGCCGCUGCUCUGCAGGUAUAUUCACCGGAGUGUCUCCCCUGCUGAAGAUGGACUUUAAUUGACGAGCGCAGAGAGAGAGAGAGAGAGAGAGAGAGAGAGAGAGAGAGAGAGAGAGAGAGAGAGAGAGAAACGUCUGACACGCUUACACCCUCUUUUACACCCGACGCAGAACUCUCGCACGCACGUACCUGCAGCGACGAGUAUACGAGGGAUAUUACGAAUUAAAACUCGAUAGAGAGACCGAGUGCCGCGUUGUGCGCGUAUACAGCUGACUCGCGGCGCAAGCUACAAACGGUAUAAACACGCAGACACACGUACGAACGCACAUCAGGAUGAGGUUAGGAAGGACGAUGGAGGUGGCCCAGCUGUGGCUGCUGACGAUGGCGUUAAGCCUGACGAGGCAGGUGUGUUCCGCGAGCGACAGCCUCCUGGGCAUGGAGUUCGACGACGAGACCGGCGAGGAGCUGCUCAAAGCGCUCGUGCCCUCGACGUCCUCGCUCUCCUCGGGCGUCAACGUCGACAACAGCAUCGUCGCCGAUCUCCAGCUACUCGGGGAUAUGCCCGACACGACGAUCGUGCUGAUCGGCGACCAGAAGAAGGAGACGAAGAAGGAACCCCUCGUCGUUUAUCAGAUAGGCAGCGAGGCGGACCUACCCGAAUGUCAGGACAAAGCUGAGGUCUGCAGCAAGGUCGACCUUUACGGUGACCCCUGGGUCGAGCGUCAGUGUCGCUGCCCGUCCGGCAGGACCUGUUCCCGCAGCCUACACGCCGACGACGGCCACACCAUCGUCGACAAGACCCGCCAGUACAAGCUCUGCGAACCGGUCAAGCGCCUGCCCGUCUGCCGCUACUUCAAGGACGUAACGUGGACGAUCGCCCCAGGCGCCGGCCCGAGAAACUCGACCGUCCAGAAGAUGCACUGCAGGUGUCGGCCGGGCAGCGUAGCCUACCUCGUCAAGAGGCACCACCACAUGCUGCCCAGCGGAAAUCCGGCCUUUAUCUACUCGUUCGCCUGCUCUCCCCAAAGCAGGAUGCGCUGCCAGCCCAAAGAGCCCUGCAGACUGUUCACGGUCCACAAAAAGACGAACUCGCCGCUGGAAGACGUGAACGCCUCGCCCCUGUGCCAGUGUCCGAAGGCUCACAGGUGUCCGAGGCGACACACGGAUCCGGGCUCGCUACCCUCGAGCUACUACGGCGACAGCCACGGGGUCAAGAUCUACAGCGGACACUGCGUACCGGUGCGCCACACGAACGAGCCGGUCUACACUCUCGUCAAGUGAUUCCCUUCGAGCAGGACGAGAGAGAGAGAGUACCACCAUCGUUGUAACACAUUCCUAAUAUAUUUAUAGAUAUAUUUAUAUAUAUAUAUAUACCCCCAGAUAGUCUUCCAGGCCCGAGGCGUUGCCCUUAUUACUUUGUUGUCGCGACACGCCAGGGCCUCAUCGAUGUCCAGACUGCGAGAGAGUGCGACUACGUGUGUGAGAGAGAUUUUUGUUUCGAAUGCCUGCCGCGAGCGCGUGCCGGUGACGCGAUGUUCUUCAUUAUUCGCAGAAUUAUUAUUAUUAUUAUUAUUAUUAUUGUAUUUAUUAUACGCUUUCGUACCCGCGGGGAGGCGAGGGGAGGGGGGGACACGCGCGCGCCACCCCCUCGCCUCUUUUUAGCCGCCCACAACAAUACACGAACGAAAGACACCAACACACAGCGAAGCUGCUGCUUUUAUCGAGCGAGCGAUCAUUAUUAUUUCGAUUAUUAUACGUUAUUAUUAUUAUUAUUAUUAUUAUUAUUAUUAUUAUUACUGCUACUAUUCUUAUGAUAAUCAUCAUCAACAUUAUUACUUCUAAGAUCAUCGUUAGUCGAUGCGAGAGAGCGUUCGUUAUCGUGACUGGAGCUUAAUACUACUGUAUAAGCACCUCGUCCUCGCAAAAAUACAUAACGAAACAAAAUGAGACACGAAAGAUAUGUUACCCGCGUAUACGUAUACCCCCGCAGCAGGGUAUACAAGUUUGUACUUUAUACAACGACGAGUUGAAGCGCGAUGAUACGUAGGCGAGGAAGACGAUGAUUAGACACGAUGAGGGAGUCCUUUAUAACCAAGUACAAAUUGCUUAUAUUCCUCGCGAGAGAUUAUACAAAGCGUCGCAAGGUCGAGGAUGUGAGAGGAGGUAGUAUAGUUUAUUAUUAUUAUUAUUAUUACGAUGAUAGAUCGAUAUUUAUAGACCUUAUGGAGACGCGCACGCGCCAUUCCGACAAUAUUAUAUCGUGUAUUGUUAUCGUAUGUCCCGCGAUAUGUUUUAUAGAGAGAAAAUACCUGUUCAAAGGUAGAAAUUAUCGUUGAAUUUGUAUAGAGAUACCUGUGUAUAGUUAAUUAUAUUUUCUAUGAUGAUUUAACGAUGAAUUUUUUCAAAUUUUAUCUCGACUCGCCUAGGAGACGUAGUGGCCAAUCUUCACGCGGCCAACGUUGAUACACUCGUUAUUAAUUAUUAUUUUCUAUUAUUGAUAAUAUUAUUAUAUUGGUUUUCCCCCCUGAUACGUUGAUGUACGCAAUUUUAUCAUUCCCGUUUACGUCGAUAAACAGUAAACCGUUGCGACUGCUAUUAUUAUUAUCACGUGUGAGCACCUAGUCGAGAUACGCCGUUUCGAUCGCCUUAUACUAUACUUCUUAUUUCAAGCUGUAAACACGACGAAUCUCGACUGAGUCACAUCAUCAUUUAUAUUUAUUAUUAAUAUUAUUUUAUUUUAUAAUUAUAAUUAAUAACGUAUAUUAUCGAUUGAUAAGAACUAUUAUUGUAACUAUAUAAAUCACAUCAUGAAUCAUUACCAUUGUGGAAUCGACGUUAUACAAGUACUGUUACGUGUAUAUUUAAUCGAUUUACAUUAUAUUUCUCAUGCCAUUCAACUGACGACUGUAAAUAAUCGAAAGAAUGAAAAAUUAAAUUAAGAUACUGCGUUACAAUUACUAUUGUACCAUUAUUAUUAGCGACUGCGAAACGAUAUUGAGGAUGGUCGAUUUGAUAUCGGCAUUACAUGUUUGAAUGAUUACAUUUUAAUAAAAUAUAUCACGAUGCUGUUAAAA
This is a messenger RNA of Nasonia vitripennis (jewel wasp), 4134 nucleotides long. It is a transcript of the gene aos, whose product is annotated as protein giant-lens. Bases 1394 to 2341 code for a protein of 315 amino acids. Lineage: Eukaryota; Metazoa; Arthropoda; Insecta; Hymenoptera; Pteromalidae. The transcript is spliced from 4 exons. The record is from RefSeq and is a predicted model, not a curated record.